Molecule: messenger RNA, 1094 nt
Organism: Dioscorea cayenensis subsp. rotundata (Guinea yam)
Lineage: Eukaryota; Viridiplantae; Streptophyta; Magnoliopsida; Dioscoreales; Dioscoreaceae
Product: zingipain-2-like
Exons: 5
Coding region: 3-1094 (363 amino acids)
Cellular component (GO): lysosome
Molecular function (GO): cysteine-type endopeptidase activity
Source: RefSeq, a predicted model, not a curated record
UAAUGGCUUCACAACUCAUCCUCUUCCUCUCCUUCUUCUUGUUCUCCUUUUCAUCCUUCUAUUUGGUCAUUAAUGCAGCUCGCUCUGAGCAUGAGAUCAAGCUCCUUUAUGAGGGCUGGCUUGUUGAGCACCAUAAGAACUACAAUGAUCUCUUUGAGAAAGAUAAGAGGUAUGAAAUUUUCAAAGAUAACCUUAAGUUCAUCGACGAGCAUAAUGCCGGUAACCACUCAUUCACUCUUGGUCUCAACGUCUUCGCCGAUCUCACCAACGAAGAGUAUCGAAAUACUUUUCUUGGGUUUAAGCAGCCAACCAGACAAGAAAUAAACUUGCAUCAGAAUAGUGUCUACAACUUCAGUGAGUCUUUGUUGCUACCAGAUUAUGUUGAUUGGAGAAGAGCAGGGGCUGUAACCCCUGUCAAGAACCAAGGCCAAUGUAAUAGUUGUUGGGCAUUCUCUGCAAUUGCUGCAAUAGAAGGGUUGAACCAGAUUAUCACUGGAAACUUGGUAUCAUUGUCAGAACAAGAGAUAGUUGAUUGUUAUAAAGGGAGUUGUGGAAGAGGAUACAUGGCAGAUGCUUUUCAAUUUAUCAUCGAUAAUGGUGGUAUUGACACUGAUGAUGACUAUCCAUACAGAGGUUACUUUGCUGGAUGUGAUAGGAACAAGAUCGAAAGAAGAGUCGUUUGGAUUGAUGGUUAUGAGAGUAUUCCUGCCUACAAUGAGAAUUACAUAAAAAUGGUUGCCGCUUACCAACCCGUUAGUGUUGCAAUUGAAGCUUAUGGCCAGCAAUUCCAAUUCUAUACAUCAGGAAUAUUUGAUGGUUAUUGUGGGACGAAUAUAGAUCACGCUGUCACUGUCAUAGGCUAUGGUAGUGAAAAUGGCAUAGAUUACUGGCUUAUUAAAAACUCAUGGGGACAACGAUGGGGAGAGAAUGGAUAUGUAAAACUUCAUCGUAAUAUAAAUAUGCCUCAAGGCAAAUGUGGCAUCGCAUUAUAUGCAAGUUAUCCUACCAAAUCAAGUGGGAUGAACAAUGUCAAUCCACUGAAAGCGCAAGAACAAUCCUCUGCAAAUGUUGAAGGCAAGAGAGCGAGUGCAUGA